Messenger RNA from Patiria miniata (bat star), 5711 nucleotides. RefSeq names its product patched domain-containing protein 3-like. The record is from RefSeq and is a predicted model, not a curated record. Gene Ontology annotation, cellular component: membrane. The transcript is spliced from 6 exons. NCBI's taxonomy places the organism in Eukaryota, Metazoa, Echinodermata, Asteroidea, Valvatida, Asterinidae. Bases 1176 to 4088 code for a protein of 970 amino acids.
UCGCUUUCGCGUGAAGUACAAGUACAUGUAUGAACGAACCGGGCUUUAGCGGUCACGUACAUGUGUACAUGUACAUGCAGACAUGUACAUGUAGUCGUACGGACUGGGGCUGCAUAAAAUGUGUAAUGUAGGCCUACAUUGUACACCGUGCAAAUGUACAUUGUUGUGUACGUAGCUAAGGUUCCGGGCCGUACGACACACAUGAUUCAGUGCGCAGUGUAUGACAUGCAUCGACUCGACGCCCGGCCUGCCUGCUGCGCCGCGCCUUGUAAGUUGUAAUUUGUAUGCAGUCAUUUAGUUAGAUGGCGAAUUCGUGAAAUCGAAAGAACCUAAAUUAUAAGUUAACAUGCAGUCAGGAGUCACUAGUUUUUUACUGCUAGUGCUAGUGUGGUGGAUAUGGAGUUUACGUUUUCCUGCUUGUUGACCAUCCAGGGACAGUCACACCGCACACGGUGACUGAUUUUUCGAAACCCUUGUCAGGGAAACAGAUGAGGAAAAACAUGUGAUAAAAUAAUCAUCAGCCCUGCAGGAAACUGGGUUCACGGACCUCGCAAAGUUUGGAUCGCCAUCCAUGUGAUGUAUGAGUCAAAACAUGAUUGCCAUUCCACAUUCUCAGACUCAGAAUGUAAAUUGUAAUCAGAUGAUGUUAGAAUUCAGUUGAUGCAACAAGGCCUCCAGUGGCGAUAACAACAUUAUGGACUAAUGUCAUGACUGUACAGCAUUGUGCAAUGUUUAAACAGUUUACCCCUCUUGUACCUCUUGCCAAGUUCUUUAAUAUCUUCAGACUGCAGAAUGGGCAGCAAAAAAAAUUGUUCAGAGAAUAAGCACGUUUGGCAGUUAGGCCAAGGAGGAAUAAGAACCUUGAACUGUUUUAAACAAUCGAUGUGUUUGGAAGACAAGAAUGGUUUUUUGUUUACACACUUGCUGAAUGCUUCUGAAACUGUGUACACAAAAACUUGAUUGUAUGUACAAUGCACACAAGAUAAGACAUGACUGUGCAAAAGCAUGUUUUGUAUUGCAUACUGCACAGCCUAGUUUUAUAAGAGUACGUGGUAAAAUGCACGGACCAAUUCUGAUUCCAAAAUGCAGUGAGCGUGCACCUUAAAACUGACCCAGAAAAAAAAGAGUUUAAGUGGAGCUUCGUAUACAAAUUGAACGAGAAAAUUUAAAAAAAAAUGGCAAAGUGGGACUGUUUUAACCAACUGAUUAGUCGACUCUUCUACCGAUACGGUCGUUUGAUUGCACGGCGCCCGGGCAUAUUCCUCAUCGUUCCGCUCAUUAUUGCGGGCUGCUUGAGCUCGGGGAUGAUUUUCCUGACUAUCGAGACUGACGCCGCGUACCUCUUCACCCCGGACAACAGCCGGGCUCGGGACGAGGUGGCAGAGAUGUCCAGGCUGUUCCCCGUCAACUACGAGAAGUUUCUCCCAAAUCGUGUCCUGACGACUCAAGAGUAUGGCGGCAGCGUUGUGGUCACCGCGAGAGAUAACAGUAACAUUCUCCGGGAGGAGGUCAUGGCCGAGAUCAUUCAUUUAGACCACGUGCUAAGAUCCCUGGAAUUACAGGCCUGGGGUGCCAACACCAGCAUAACCUAUGCUGACAUAUGUUGUCAUUUCACCCACGACGAGUGUCUAGAAGAUCCCGUCUUGAAACUAUUGAACUACUCGUCCAAGAGCGUGACCACCAAGAACCUCACGUAUCCAUUCUCCUACCUCGAUCUCACCGACCUCUCAUUUUCUCCGUCGGAUAUUUCCUUUGAAUUUCCAGAUUUUUUUGACGGAAGCUCAAACAUUUUCCCAUUUGACCUGGAAAGUGUUCCUGACUUCAGCCUGCUCAUUCCCACCGGGCCACAGAACAUCAGUGUCAAUAUCGGUGCAUCGCUAGGGGGUGUCGUCCUUCACGAAAACUCUGACAUCAUCAAGUCUGCCAAGGCACUGAACAUCAUGUACUUCCUGCGCUCCGGAACAGAGGAGGAACGUGUCUUGGCAGAAGAGUGGGAGCGAGCAUUCUUGAGUGCCUUUCAGACCUUAUACGGCCAGUACCUUUACAUCGAGGUGGCGGUGUUCGCCUCCACUACACUGUCAGACGAGCUCAUCGCCAUGGCAACCCGCGUCAUGCCUCGGUUUUGCCUCACUUUCAGUCUCCUGAUAUGCUUUGCGGUGUUCUCAUGCAUGAUGUCAGACUGGGUGUUCAGUAAGCCAUGGCUGGGACAGUUUGGCGUCAUAUCGGCCAUGUUAGCGAUAGCAUCGUCCAUGGGCCUACUAUCGUACUGCGGUUUGCCCUUCAACGAGGUCUCAGCAUCCAUGCCAUUUCUUGCAAUAGGCAUCGGCAUCGAUGACAUGUUUAUCAUGCUGGCUGCCUGGCGCAAGACAUCCAUCAAGCUCCCGGUUGAGGAGCGGCUUGGCCAGACGUACGCCGAGGCAGCCGUGUCCAUCACCAUCACUAGCAUCACUGACGCCCUGGCCUUCGGCAUCGGUUCCAUCACCACACUACCGGCGAUCAGGGUGUUCUGUCUGUACAGCGGAGUGGCCAUCAUCUUUGAUUAUCUGUACCAGAUUUCAUUCUUCGGAGCAUGUAUGGUUUACACCGGACGGAGGGAGGCCAAACGCAAGCACUGCACGACCCUCAAACCCGUACUACCCAGGGACGAGGCCCCCUCGAAGAUUUACCGUCUCAUGUGUGCUGGAGGGGUGUCCAAGCAGUCUCCCACAGGGGAACCCAAAGACCACGCUGUCAUGAGAUUUUUCAAGGACUACUACGGCCCCCUCAUCACUACACCCAUCGCCAAGAUCGCUACGAUUGUCUUGUACUGCGUUUAUGUUGGUGGGGCCGUAUUCGGAUGUCUUCACAUGACAGAAGGGAUGCAGUAUAAAGAUAUUUUUUCCGAUGAUUCGUAUGCCCACCACUACAUGAUCGAGCGAGCGGAGUAUUUCACAGCAUUCGCUGCACCGAUUUCUGUGGUUAUUACCGAGCCGGUGGCGUACUGGGAAAAGGACACGCAAGAGCAGAUUGAGAAUGUCACGAGGAACUUUGAGGACCUUGACAACAUUUACGAUUCGAGAUUCACGGAUUCGUGGUUGAGAAAAUAUCUCGAGUAUCUCAAGACGGAGAAUACCCAAAGUGACUCGGAUAACACUACAGGGCUAGAUGAACAGACGUUUCUUACUACACUUCAGCAAGACUUUUUGACGAACCCCCUCUUUGAACCAUUUGUCCUGGAUGUGAAAUUUGAAAACAUUUCCGGUCGGAAUGUGAUUUCCGCCUCGCGCUUGAUCUUCAUGCCUGGGAACGUCAGCACGACAACGGAGGAGAGCAAAUUGAUGCUGGACGUACGAGCGACUGCAGACAGUGCCCAGCUGCCGCUCAUAGUCUCUUCCCCUCCCUUUGAAUUCUUCGAGCAGUAUUUGGUGGUUCUCCCUAACACCAUGCAGAAUCUGAUCAUCGCUACCGUCUGCAUGUGUAUCAUUUCGCUGGUGUUCAUUCCCCAUCCCGUAUCAGCCGUCAUGAUCACCGUUUGCGUCAUCUCCAUCGAGCUGGGCGUCAUCGGUUUCAUGUCCAUGUGGGACGUCAGCAUGGACGGAGUCUCCAUGAUCAACAUCAUCCUCUGCAUCGGAUUCAGUGUGGACUUCUCAGCCCAUAUCACCUACUCCUUUGUCACGGCCCCGUGCGAUACCGGCAACGAAGCCGCCAUCUUUGCCUUGCACAGCCUAGGCAUGCCCAUCCUCCAGGGGGCGUCCUCCACCAUCCUUGGCAUCGCCGCAAUCGCCACGUCCCCGGCCUACAUCUUCCGCAGUUUCUUCAAGACCAUGUUUCUCGUCAUGACCCUGGGGCUCCUGCACGGUAUACUCUUUCUCCCUGUGCUGCUGACGCUUCUCAGACCCUGCAUGCGCCUUGGAAAGUCCAAGCCCAAGCCUCCAGCAGACCUCACGACGAAAACCCAAGAGGACAAAGCAACAAAAGCGGACGAUGUCCAGAUAAGCCUGGAUCAGAUGCCAAGGACGCCACCUGAAAAAGACCAACAAACUAUAGAUAGCAACAAGGACGAAUCGUCCAUCGAUGAGGAACCCAAAGAAAUCGAAGCCUUUCUGUAGAUUUUCUGUUAACACCCUAUAAAUAACCUUCGAUACAGUAGCGAAGCUGUGAAGAGAAGGGCGUGCACGAUCCGACCAACAGAUGCACAGACUGUUGCUAGUCGAGUCCUGCCGAGGCGGACAUCUUUGCAGAGUUCCCUGAAGCCUAGAUGUUAAUCUCAAAGAAAUCUUCGGUGAUGUCAUAGGUAUCAGACUUUUUUUCAAUGUACCUACCAGUAUCUAUAAUUUGACACGACACUGUUUUUGUGGGAAACAAUAUUCACUGUUUAUCCUGAAGGUUUUUCAGGGCAGAAGAGUUGAGAAGUUAGCAAAAGUACAACGGUGCAAAAAAUCUAAAUUCUAAAAAAAAGAUAAAUUAUAAAAUAAAAAAAUACACCUAAUGUGGACUAUUAGAUAGUCAUUAAUGUUAUUAAUGAACAAUGCAGUUUUAUAGUGUAAAUGCAAAUAUUAAUGUACAAAUGGGUAUGUAAUAUUAGGUAUGCUUGGUUUGGUUUGAGUUAUGUGAAAAUUUGCAGUGACACUGCGACACGAAAUUUCUGUGGCGAGUUAUUAGUGGCUCGGAGAACUAUAUACCUUAUGUUUCAAACUGUUCAAUGUACAUGUUAUGUCAGACAGGAAAUUUCCUUAGGUAGGAAUUUUUUUUUUUUGCCAAUUUGUUUGUGUACAAUCAUAUGGAGGUGUCUGCAUGUAGUCGAGGGCAAAAUGUAGAAAUUGAUGGUUUUUGGUAAUUUCUCCUCACUUUUCCAAUAAAAAAAAUUAGGGUACGGGCUGUCAGAAUACUGUAGGUAGGGAAACCGGAAGCAGAACUAUUAUUUUUUUUUUUCCUAAGGAGUACUUGACAUGCGAGGCGUUCUGGCGAAUUGUGACGAAAGUGGGCACUGGUUGUAGUGUAGACGAAUGCAAAAAACUGAAAGGGGGUGAUUUUAUUUUGAUUUUCAGAUUUAUAGAGAUUUGUAUAAUUCAGGCAUGCAACUUUUCCUCGGAUCAGCUGAUUUCCUCUUUUUUGACCUCCCAUGUGUGUCAUUGAAAAUAGAAAAACACUGUACAAAGUCUUGGAAAGAUGUUAAUUUCCUCUUUUUUUGUGUGACUUACGAGUUGCAUGCCUGAUAAUUUGAUGUCAACUACACAUCAUAAGAUGUACAUGAAGUAUAGAGUAUGUGGGGGGAAAAACAUGUUUUUUUUUUAAGGAAAAACAGUUGGCAUCUUUCACUUUCACUAAUGCAUAACUCGAAACUUUUAUGAACUUUUUUCCUCAGUAAUUUACUUUCUUGACAUGUCGAUAAAUGCAAACUCUUAAUCAGCCAUAAUUUUUCAACGGAAUGUCCGAUUAAAGUGCAGCAAACAGUAAUGUAAGGAGGAUUUUAUUCUCUUUUCUAUCACCCGCAAACCCUUAUUUCGAUCUCUGCCCAGUUCUGUCUCAUUUUGCCAGAAUGCCGCACAUAUAUUCACAGGGCUGUGCUGGGGAUAUGUUUAUAGUACUUCCUCGGAAGUAUACGCAUCUUGCUUUUUACAGAAUUAGAUGGUCGAAAAAACAAACCUUUUUAUGUAAUAAAUUAAACACAAAAAAUGCUGCAUCUAGUGUAUGCACAGGACAGCCUGAUUUAAACAGGGAAUUCAUUGUUU